Molecule: messenger RNA, 13975 nt
Organism: Manis javanica (Malayan pangolin)
Lineage: Eukaryota; Metazoa; Chordata; Mammalia; Pholidota; Manidae
Gene: N4BP2
Product: NEDD4 binding protein 2
Cellular component (GO): nucleus
Molecular function (GO): endonuclease activity; ubiquitin binding
Source: RefSeq, a predicted model, not a curated record
GGCCGCCGCUGCUUGCCAGCCCAGCGCCGCGCCGGAGAGCGCAGCGGCGGGAAAGGGCUGCGUACCCGCGGCCCCGCGUCGCGCCCUCGACGACGCGGGCCCGGCCUCGACGCCCUCCGCCCGCUCCCGGAGCAGUAAGAAGACAUGCUGGAUAACCAAGAGCUGUAGACUGUGCAGAUAUCUGUGGCCUUGUUAAGCAGGUUGAUAGCAUCAAUUUUAGACACAUGUUUAAAUAGGCACAAGUGGCUGGUGGCUGCCAUAUUGACUGCAGUUCUGGAAGUUGGAGAGAGCUAUGACAUAAUAAAUUAAAUUAAAAGGUCCUAUUACUGCUGGACUGUGCAAGAUAAUUAACCCUGUUUUAUUUGAGGUAUGACUUAAAUAUCAAACAUCUUAAGUAAGAAAGGGGAAACAUUUUAGUUUUGGAAGUCAGAAUGCCAAGGAGAAGGAAAAGCCUUGGGGGAAAUCCUUUUCAGAAGACUGCAAACUCUAAGGAAGUUGUUGUAUCCAGUGUUGCUAGUCAUGAGGAGCCACCCACUACUCUUCUUUCCAUGUGUGAGACAAAAGUUGAUCAGGAAGAACUCUUCACCAGUAUGUCAGAGAUGUUUUCUGCUCUGGAUCCCGAUGUAGUGUAUUUGAUGCUUUCUGAAUGUGAUUUCAAAGUUGAAAAUGCCAUGGAUUGUUUAUUAGAAUUAUCUGCGACUGAUGCCACGAUAGAAGAAUCAUCUUCAAAAAGCUUCAUUGCUUCUGAGAACCGAGUAAGUGCUGUAGGACGUGAAAUAAUGGAAAAGUGUCCUGAAGAAGAGAAUGAAGAUUCAAAAAUGGAUUCAUUUUUGGAUAUGCAGCUAACUGAAGACUUGGAUUCCUUAAUACAGAAUGCUUUUGAGAAACUGAACUCUUCUCCUAAUGACCAAGUAUACCCAUUUUUGCCUUUGCAAGAUGUUAACAGUUUUAGUGACCCAAGUGCAUUUAUAAAUUCAGAUUCAAGUAUUACGACUCCCAUUCUUUCUACACAAAACAUAGAUCUGAGCAGUGAAAAUUCAGAGAAUUCAGCCUCUCUGUUAAGUUCAGACCCCUUAAUGUCACAGUCAGUUUUGAAUGAGUCCAAAAGUUUUAUAAAGGAUAACACAUUGGCACUGGAAGAUUGCCUUCUCAGCAGUUCUUUAAAUGUAGCAAAUGACAGUAUAGUGGGUUGUAGCAGUCUCAAUCAAAGAGAGAAAGAGCUUUUAGAAUCUGAGUGUGUUGAGACUCAGGUCUCUCAAGCCCAUGUAAAUUUGGAUGCCAGUGAACCUCAGGCUCCUUUAAACCUUAUUGUGCAAAAUCCGGGGCAUGGUUUGCUAGAUAUAGGGGGGGAUCAGCAAUCUCCUUCUGUCCCUGAUGUGUUUGUGCCUUCUGAAGAAUUCAGUUUCAAGCCACACAAACAUAAUGAACUGCUACCAAAGGGGAAGGAUGUGAAUUACUGCCCAGUACUUACCCCUCUCCCUCUCCUGCUGCCUCCUCCUCCACCUCCACCAUUGUGGAAUCCAAUGAUUCCUGCUUUUGACCUCUUUCAAGGAAACCAUGGCUUUGUAUCUCCUGUUGUAACCACAACUACACACUGGAGACCUGUCAACUAUACGUUUCCUCCCCCAGUUAUUUCUCACACUUCUCCAACAAAGGUAUGGAGAAAUAAAGAGGGAACAAAUGCUUAUCAAGUACAAGAAACUUCAGUUUCUCAGGUUGUAAGAAAGAAGACAUCAUCUUAUAUUGGACUAGUUCUUGUUCUUCUCAGAGGGCUUCCGGGAUCAGGAAAAUCUUUUCUGGCAAGGACUUUGCAAGAGGAUAAUCCAAGUGGAGUCAUUCUUAGUACUGAUGACUAUUUCUACAUAAAUGGACAGUACCAAUUUGAUGUAAAGUACUUAGGAGAAGCACAUGAAUGGAACCAGAAUCGUGCAAAAGAAGCAUUUGAGAAGAAGGUUUCUCCUAUAAUAAUAGAUAAUACAAACCUACAGGCAUGGGAAAUGAAGCCAUAUGUUGCUUUGUCUCAGAAACAUAAAUAUAAAGUCCUUUUCCGGGAACCAGAUACAUGGUGGAAGUUUAAACCAAAGGAACUUGCAAGGCGUAAUAUUCAUGGGGUAAGCAAAGAUAAAAUAACAAGAAUGUUGGAACACUACCAACGUUUUGUUUCAGUGCCAAUAAUCAUGAGUUCUUCGGUUCCAGAGAAAAUUGAACGUAUUGAGAUGUGUGCAUAUUCAUGUGAGGACAGAAUUACUAGCCCAAAGGACAAUGAAGAUAUUUCCUUUGAAAAAGAAGAAAAUGUUUUAUCCUCAUCUUUGAAGCAUGUAGAGUUAACUGAAGAGAAGAAACUUGUAAUGACCAAAGAAACUAUGGUACCUCAGAGUACAUAUCUCCCCAGUGCAGAUUUAAGCCCAGGAAGAAAAGAAAUUGGUGGUAUGAAUCCUAACAUUCAGAGUGCUUUCAUUCAGGAAGUUCCAGACAUAUAUUUUUCUGAAUCUGAAAGCCAAGUACAAGUAACAGACAAAAGUGAAAAAGAAGAGCAAGUAGAAAUGUCUUCUGAAAAAGAAUGUAGUAAAACCAAUGUAGAUUGUGUAGAGAGAGAGUCACCAAGUAUUUUCUGUGAUGAAAAUAACCAAGCAGUCUGUGAUCUUUCAAAUACUGUACCUCUUCAAAAUGAAAAAUCUUCACCUGGUGAAAUGUUGGAAGAUAGAACAACAGUAAAGAAAAAAGCCUUUGGAAAACAAAAGAGCAAAUCACCUUUGGAAAAGUUCCCAAGACACGAGUUAACAAAUUUUGUUGGUGACUGGCCAGUUGAUAAGACUAUUGGUCAAAGGACAAAAAGGAACCGGAAAACUGAAAAAGCUUCAUCUAUACAAAGUGACAAAAAGUAUAAUCGCACUCAGUCACACAAAGUAUUAGAUAAUAGCCUAUGUGCAAGUAUAGAUCAUAUCCAGCAACGAGGAUCUCCACCUGGAAGUGUAGAGGAUGACAAGAUGACACAGGGUGAUGACACUUCAGAAUCUUUCAAUAGCUGUAAAUAUAAUACUUGCAAAAAUACUGAAAAAAAAUUAUUUGACAUCGUGGGUGACUGGCCAUCAUCUGAUUCUUUAGCUCAGAGAGAGCACAAAUCAAGAAUGCCAAAAGCAGGUUUAAAUGAACCCAAGCUAGAAUUUGGAACUAAUGACAGUAUGAAUGAAAUAUCCUUAUAUAAGGCACAUGAGGCCUGUUGGGGCACAAGCCCUGAAGAACUAAAAACAUUGGGUAGUUCCACUCUUGAAAGUUCUGAAAUGCUAUCCAAUGAAAUGGCCCAGGAGGAUAAAACUUGUCCAAGUGAAAAGAUUUAUAGGCAAUGCACACUGUCUCUUACAAAUAGUGUACCAACUAUUCCUGGAGUAGUAGGACCACAGUCUUUAGCUGAAUUUCCAGGAGAGCCUCAAGAAUUCCCUGGAAUAGAAGUAGGAAUGUGUACCCAGACUGAACCACAGGAUUUUGCUCUCUUAUGGAAAAUAGAAAAGAAUAAUAUUAAUGUUUCAGAUUCUGUGAGAGUAUUAACAGGAAGAUUAGAUGGAUUUAAACCAAAAACUUUCAAUAUUAACACAAAAUUAGAUGUUCAAGAAAUAAUUCCAUAUAGGGUAAUGUAUGAUAAAAGCACAUAUGUUGAAGAAAGUGAGCUUACCAGUGCUGAUGAAUCUGAAAAUCUUAACAUUCUUUGUAAACUGUUUGGAUCCUUUUCAUUAGAAGCCCUAAAAGACUUAUAUGAGAGGUGUAACAAAGAUAUUAUUUGGGCCACAAGCCUUUUGUUGGAUUCUGAAACUAAAUUAUGUGAAGAUACUGAAUUUGAGAAUAUCCAAAGAUCAUAUGGUGAAGCACAAAUUGGGCCAUUUUCUCUGGGACUGAAUUUGAAGGAAAUUAUUAGCCAAAGAGGUACCUUAGAGGAUUCUAAUUCUUCUCUGCCAGAAUUUAGCCAUGGAAUUGGCAUCACUAACAUUGACGUACAGUCUCCCUGUGAUUCAGAAAAGGGAAACUCAGAGCAGGAAGAAGUAAGAGCUAUAAAUACUGAAAAACCUGGAUUAAUAACAACUAUAUUUCCCAAUGCCACUGUAGAUCUAAAGAAUACUAAUGAUGUACUUCCUAAUUCUCAAACAGAACUUUCAGGUUUAUAUAACAUUAAGCAGUUUUUUCCAGGUAGUCUAAAAGCUACUAUUGCUAAGGAUGUGAAUGAAAUGGAGAAGAAUGUAGAAGUCAUGGAGAUUAGAGACAGUGUACAUUCGUCUUUGAAUUUGUCUGGUAUUUUAAAUUCUGUAUCGAGCACUUCAAAUCUUGAAUUAAAUGAAGAAAUUGAUUUUACUGACUCUUUUGAAAUAAAGAAAAAUGAAAAUCUCUCAAGGGAUUAUGUGAAAUUUCCAAACACAGAAGAAUUUAUGAAUGAGGAUGAACAAGAAAUGGAAAAAAUUCUAAUGGCAGGGAGUACUUUGUCAGCUGGAAUUAAUGAAGACAAAAGUGAGAUGUUGAAUCCUACACCAGUGAUGGCCAAAUCUCUGACGAUAGACUGUCUGGAAUUGGCUUUACCUCCUGAACUGGCUUUUCAGCUCAAUGAAUUAUUUGGCCCUGUUGGUAUUGAUUCAGGGUCUCUAACAGUUGAGGAUUGUGUGGUUCAUAUAGAUCUGAAUCUGGCUAAAGUGAUUCAUGAGAAAUGGAAAGAAUCUGUAAUGGAGCGACAAAGACAAGAAGAGGUCUCCUGUGGCAAGUUUAUGCAAGAUCCUUCCCUAGUUGGGCCUAUUGGUUUUGAUAAUCCUGAACAAAAAUCAUCUCAGAGAACAGGCAAAAAAUUACUGAAGACUUUAGCAGCACCUGAAAUGCUACCCUUAUUGGAUCAUUGGAAUAUUCAAACUAAAAAAGUAUCACUCAGAGAAAUAAUGUCAGAAGAAAUUGCCUUACAGGAAAAAAAUGAUUUGAAAAGGGAGCCACUUAUGUUUGAAAAAGAUUGUGCCACUAAACUAAAAGAGAAGCAGCUUUUUAAGAUAUUUCCGGCCAUUAACCAAAAUUUUCUGGUAGACAUUUUCAAGGACCACAACUAUUCAUUAGAACACACAGUACAAUUUCUAAACUGUGUUCUUGAAGGAGACCCUGUAAAAACAGUUGUAGCGCAAGAGUUUGUUCACCAAAAUGAGAAUGUCACUUCUCAGACUGCACAGAAGUCUAAGGAGAAAAAGGCAAAGAAAUUGAAAGAGACUGAAGAUACACCAAGUGAACCAUCUUUCCAGGAUUUUGAGUACCCAGAGUACAAUGACUAUAGGGCAGAGGCUUUUCUGCACCAACAAAAGAGGAUGGAAUGCUACAGCAAGGCAAAAGAAGCUUAUCGGAUGGGGAAAAAAAAUGUUGCCACAUUUUAUGCCCAGCAGGGUAGUCUCCAUGAGCAGAAGAUGAAAGAAGCCAAUCACCUUGCUGCUGUGGAGAUCUUUGAGAAAGUCAAUGCCUCCCUUUUGCCACAGAAUGUUUUAGAUCUUCAUGGGCUGCAUGUGGAUGAAGCUAUAGAACAUUUGAUGACAGUUUUACAGCAGAAAACUGAAGAGAAAAAUUCUGGUAGCACAUGGAAAUCUCCUUUCCCCAUAGGGGAAGAAAUCCUACUUAAAUCUUUAGAAUUUAAGCAGUGUGGUGGUAAGCCCUAUCUCUCUGUGAUUACGGGGAGAGGAAACCACAGCCAGGGGGGAGUUGCUAGAAUCAAACCAGCUGUCAUUAAAUACCUCACAAGCCAUAGCUUCAGGCUCUCUUCUGCCCAUGCAAAGCCCUCCAGACUGAAGUACCAGGACAUAUGUCAUUGUCACUGUUUGUGGCAGGCCUAUCCCUGCUGCCAGAAGCUAGACAGAAAAACAGAAGCCAAGCUCCAGAAGAUCGCCAGCCUCCUUGGCAACAUGAGUGCUGUCUUGUACCUCACCUACUGCUGCUAUGAUUUGUGUUUCUGCUACCUUUGCUCCCAGGGAUAAUGCUGGGCGUCAGUUCCCAUGCAGUAUGGCCAGAGAAGCAGUUCAAGCCUGUCUGAUGAUGUCUAGGUUUGGUUUUGGAUUAUCCCCUAAACUGGGAGUAGGUAUUAUAGGUUGAAUUUUGUCUCCCGGCCCCCUUGCUGCCAAUUCAUUUGUUGAAGUCCUAAUCCCCAACACUACCAGAUGUGAUCUUAUUCAGCUCUUUACAGAGGUGAUCAGGUUAAAAUGGGAUCAUAUGGGUGAGCCUUAAUCUAAUACACUGGUUGGUAUCCUUAUAAAAAAGGGAAAUUUAGAUAGCGAGAUAAAUGCAUAGAGGGAAAAUGAUAUGAAGAGACCACAGAAGACAGCCAUCCACAAGCCAAGGAGAAAGGCCUGGAACAGACCUUUCCCUCACAGGCCGCAGAAGGAACCAGCCCUACCACCACCCUGACCUUGAACUUAAAGCCACCCUGUCUGUGGUACUUGGUUACAGAAGCCCUAGCAAACUAAUGUAGUGGGUUUGAUUUUGUGCUUAAGUCUGUGACUGACUAUUUCACUGCAACCUUUUUGUCUUUUUGCAAAAGCAUCACCCAGUAUUCCCUAUAGGUACCUCUGAGAGUACAUCCAGAUGACACCUCCCUGAUGUAGCCUUUUUGCUUCCCCAUUCCCUCCUGCUCUCUCCCUCGCCCCCAGAAAAAAAGGAGCAUUUUCAUGUAUAUCUAGUUCUACUCUCACCAUCAGUAGAAGGAAUUCCAUUGCAAUUAGGCCAGCUCCCCUCUCUUUUCAGAGGGGCUGACUUAGGAAACCUGUCUGUUUUACCACCUCAGUAAGCUGUUCAGGUCCUGUAUGUGAGCAAAUCUGCAACCCAAAGUUGCAAAAGGCAAUUGGCUACCCUAACCCCACGAACUUUUUGGAAGGUACCCUGUGAUGACAGAGUCAAUAAUAAUAUCAUCCUUGCUAAAAUAGAUGGAUGAGGAUUCAAAUGUGAUUUCUACCAUGUUAGGUCCUGUGAGAUACAGCCCCUGCCCUGCCGGGGCUGUAUAGACUAGCAGAUAAGAUAAUAGGACACAUAAUUGCUAUUCCCUGAGGAAGUGUUUAUUGUAAGUACUGCAUUAGAGGUGUGGGGAACAGAGAAGGAAGUGUAUUUUGACUGGGAUAGCCAGGAAAGACUUCAUGGAAGACAAAACACCUGAGCAGGGUUUUGACAGAGGCAGAUAGAGGGAAAUGCGCUCUGUGCAAGGAGACAGUGUAUUCAAAGGUUCAAAGUGAUGGUCAGGAUAUUCCCAGCAACACCUCCCUUCUAAAGGGAGCCUGAAAACAAUCUGACAUGCAGUGGGAGUACACCGGCGUAAGUGAACCAGUUAGCUGUAGUCAAAUUGUUCUUGCUCUGGAGCCUGGACCAGACUCGCAUUAAAGAUUUUGAGUAUCACCCCUACUGGUAAACCAACAUUUCCUUUUCUCUAAGUUAUAACUUUCUCUUCUCCUCCCCUCCCUUUCCUUCUCUAUUUUCCUUUUCUUAUUUCUUUUCUCUCUCUGGAACUGAUUUUUAAAAAAGAGAAAGCACAGAUUUGAAGUUUUUACCUAUAAAACCUUUCUUGAUCUAUUUCUGAUUGUAAAAGCAAUAAUGCUUCUGAGAAAAACACUGGAAAUACAAAGACAGGUAUAAAGAGAAAAGAAUUUAAAAACUCUUCACUAAUCCCAUUCAAAACAAAAAUCUGUUAACAUUUUGAUGACUUUCCCAUUCAACCUUUUUGUUGUGUACAUAAACAUUUAAAUAGUUGAGAUAUUAUGUAUAUAUUUUUGUAUCCUGCACUUUGCAAUGGAAGUUAAACUACACAUCUUUCCUCAUGUUAUUAAAAGUAAUUAUAAUAGUUAUAAACAUACUCCACAAUAUGGAUGCCUGUAAUAUAAUUUAUUUUUCUGUUGUUGGACAUUCAUGCUAAUCAAAAUUUUCCUCACAGAACAUCUGUCCUCAUUUUGAAUUGUUUUCAAACUAGAUUCCUAGAUUCCUUUUCGUCUCUUGUUGUCUUCCCUCUUCUUUGAUUAGAUCACUGUAAAUCAUUCCAGGAGUGGAGAGUGUAUAAUAUUGACAAAAACUCCCAAGGUGGUGCAGAUAGGCUUACUCCACCUCUCCCCAAGCUCUGGUUAAGAACUGCAGGAUUAAAUUAAGGCCAUAAGGUCACUCUGUGGUUACUGGGAGAAAACAGAAGGAUCAGAACCGUAAUAAAUGCCCAAAUAAUUGUUACAUACUUUUUCCCACUGAGUUCAUUAAUUAUUAAAGCUCCCUGUGCUUGCAUCUAGAAUUCACAAAGUAGAUGUCACCAACAGUAGACUUUGUUUUUCUGCUUUCCAGAAUUUUCCUCCAAUUUGGGGAGGUUGGAGGCCUGGAUAGUGCUUAGCUGAAGCUCAACUUUGAAAACAGAAUUUGCACAGUAUUUUGAGCUUGGGUUGAUUAUGAAAGGAAAGUUUACUAGAUUCUUUGUGGGAUACUAGGUGAUGUACUAUCAUGCAGAGAGAAAGGAAAUAGGGAAAGAAGUAGUUCUCCAUUACGUUGUUUUUUAAUACUUCUUGCUCAACUAGAGCGGAGACCUAGUGUGAGGAUGUCUGGCUUUUUAAUAUCAGACAUAUUAUAUCAUUAUCUGCAUCAGAUUUCUCAUUUGAACAGCAUAGGACUUUGACUCUCCUUAAGGUUGUUCUCAAUAUUAACAGUCUACCAUUUUCUCUGCAGUUAUCUGGCACACAGGCCUUUUUUUGAGAGAACAACUCUAAGUUUAUACAUCAUUUGUAGCCUUGCUGUCUGCUCUGGUCACCUGUCCUUGGAAAUUUAAAAAAAAAAGCCACAACUAAAUGCUUUUAUUAUGAAAUGAGAGUAGCUGAAAAGAAAAAGACUGAAUAUUUAACUUGAGCAACCAGAAAACAACAAAAUAAAUCAAAGAAAGUAACGGAGAUUGUUUGCUCAGAAAUGAGGACAAUCUAAAAGCCAUCUUUACCAUUCUGUUUCCUGUCAGUGUCAAUGCAAAUGAGAUAGGUAAGAAUCAGAAAUAGAUAAAAUAAAUUAGAAAGUAAAAUAUAACAAGAGUUGAUACAUAAAGCCAAAAGCUGUUCCUCAAGAUAUAUAAAUGUUAGAGAGAAAACUCUUGUAAGACUCACCAAGAAAAAGAAAAAAAAUUAUUUUUUAGGCCAAAAAAGGUACUCAUAGAUAUGGAAGAGAAAAAAGAAUCAUAAGAAGAACUGGCUAUACUGGGGCAGCAUGUGCCUUUCUGGUAGAUUUCAGUGAUGAUAAACAAAACAUGGGCACACAUGUUAGCCCUGUAAAAACAAUGAACAAUCUUGGUCUCUCAGGUUCAAUGUCUAACAAGGACAUCCAUCAGGCUGUCUGAAUAGCAAUGUAAAGUUGCCCAGGACUAUGCCUUAGAGUUGCUAACUGUCGGCUAACUAUAUACAAGACAAGCUUCUUUUGAAUGUGAAAGGCACAUUUGUCUCAGCUGGGAUAAGACAGGUUUGCGCAGCUGCUGUUUGUGCUUAGCUUAGCUUCAGCUAAGCACUACCCAGGCCUCCAACCUCCCCAUAUUGGAGGUGUCAGGGCAAGACCCACAGCUGAAACAUAUAGUUGCUACCAUAUGUUUUUCUAUUUGCUUAUAGCUUGUUGAGUGUUUGCAGCUGGUAUUUCUAUUUGAUUUGCAUGGCACCCUGCCCCUCUCAUUCCUUCUGCCUUCAGUUACAGUUUCAUUUUUACUGGUAUAGGCAGGUGGCAGGAAGAUUAAGAUCAUUUGUAAGGAUAGGAUGUAUUUCUGGAGUGUUUAUUUAUGGGUCAUAUUAGGUAUUAAAAUAUUUUGGGAAACUACUGUCAUUAAGACACAGCAAAAUAAUAGUAGCUAAUAUUCACUGAAAUUUUCUGGGUUGCAAGGCAUGUUCUAAGCAUCUUGUAUGUACUAACUCUUUAAUCCUCAUAACAGUCCUAUGAAGUUUAGAUGCUAUUAAUAUCCCCAGUUAAAGCUGAGUCAACCAAGGCACAAAGAAACUUUCCUGAAGUUACACAGCAUAGUUAAGACUUGAACUCAGGCAGGUUGGUGGGAGAAGUUGUACUUUUAACUGUUACAUUAUUGCCAUGUAAUUUUGAAAAAAAUGAUCAUAAAAUAUAGGAAAAUAUCGUUUACAUUUUAGAGUGGUAAAGUCUUUCUAAACAAUGUCUAAAAUUAAAAUCUUGGGCAUGGCCAAAGACACUAUGAAGAAAAUUAAAAGAUGAACGACAGACCGAGAGAUAUUUUUUGUGAAAUAUACAUAGAUUAUUGAUAUCUUUAAUUUAUAAACAAUUUUUCUAAGUUAAUAUGAAAAUAAUAAAGAAUGCAAUAGAAAAAAUAGACACAGGAUAUAAACAUGCAUUUCAGAGAAAUACAAAUAGAGCAAAUAUGGUGAAAAGAUGUUCAAGCUCACUAAUAAUUAGUGUGAUACCACUUUUCAGCUAACAAAAAGAAAAAGAUUUGUAGUAUUUAGUGGUGAGAGUACAGGCAAAUAGAUGCUCUCAUACAUCAUUGGUGGGCUUCUCUGGAAUGUAAUUCAGUAAUAGCUAUUGCAAUAAAAAAUACAUCUACUCCAAAAUUGUGCAGUCUCUUGACCUGUCAUUUAUCCACAGGAGUACUUAAUUGGUCAUGCACAAUUGCAUUCAAGUGUUACAUUGUUUGGACAAGUAUAGCACUUUCUGCAAUAGAAAAAAAAUGAAUUUACAUCAAUAUAGACUAGUUAAAUUGAUCAGAGUACUUCCAUCUAAUGGAAUACUAUGCUGUUAUUAAAAGGUGAAGUUAACCUAUUUGGAAAGAUGUCCAUGGCAUAUUGAUUGAUUAAACCAAAACAAAAGUAAACUGCAAAGAAAUAUGUCUAGCAUGACACAUUCUGUAAACAAAAAAAGAGGUGCAAAUAUAUAUGUAUCUGUCAUUAAACAUGCUAAUAUAUGUACCACAUUGGCUCUAAAAAUUCCAUAUUGAGUGGGAAAUUCAGCAUUUCUACCCAUUUUUAUGGAGAUUUGGGGAAGCUUAUGUUUAUUAUAAGCUCUGAUUUCCAGUGUCUAGCCUUUUGACAUUUUACUUCUACAGUUGUUUUACUCUGCUUUGACCCCUUUUUGUUGAUUUUCCAAAACAUCUGCUCACGCCAGGGUGUUGUGUAUAUUAAACAUAUUUAAAAUUCGGUGGUUACAUUAGAGAAUUACAUUGUAACCAAGUACUGUAGGUGACUUAAUAUUUAAUUGUAGUCAUCUUUCAUCUUAAAACUUCUUUGGCCAAAUCUUUCCCCCAUCCUCUCUCCCAAAUAGUCAUUGGUGGCCCUGGAUUAUCAUUGCUAACCUCCUCUCUCUUCUUCAGCCUGUUUUCCUGUGCAUGCCAGCCCCAAAUUCCCAACUUUCUGUUCAUUUCUUCUAGAUAGCAAUUCAGUCAUACUGUUGUCAUGCCUCUUCUGAAAGCGUUUUUCUACUAGCCUCUGUCACAAAUUAAUAUAUUAGUUAGGAUUAGGUUAGAUUGUAUGUGACAGAAAACCCCAAAACAACAGUGGAAUGUGCAAGAUAGGGGUCUAUUUCUCUCUUCCACAUAGAUGAAACCCUGUGGUAGGUGCUCCAGGGCUUGUGAGGCAACAACACAAUCUUCAGGGACUCAGCCUUCUUCUAACUUGUUCUUCCAAGCUCAACUCUUGGCUUUCAUUUCAUGGUCCAGAUUGGUUGCUCCAACUUAAGCAUCUCAGAAGAAAUGGACAAAGAGAGCACUUCUUCCUCUAUUCUUCGAUGUUGCCCACACCUCAGCAGCCAGAACAAAGCCUCAUGUCUACAUCCAACUGAAAGGGAGGCUGAGACAUGUAACCCUUAACCUGGGCUUAAAAUUUCAACUUAAGUUGAAAAUUAUUUUCUAUUACUGAGGAAAGAGGUUUUGGAGAAUAACCAGCAGUCUCAGCCACAACCACCAAUGUUUACCUUGCACGUAAAGAAAGGCUUUUCAGGCUGAGGCAAGAAUAUGCAUGAAGGCAUGAAAGAGUAUUCACUGUGGCUGGAACAGGGUGUGUGGUGGGAGAUGGGGCUACAAAGGUGGGCAGGGGCCAUAUUAGGAAGGGCUUUGAAAGUCCAGCUGGGAAAUUUGAGUUUGACAAUAGGGAGCCAAAUAUUUUCUUACAUUUGAUAUGAAUUCUUUCAGGGAUUUAUAUUGCUUGUCUAUAGGAGUUACUUUAUUUUAUAUUUUUAAUAUAAAAAUUGUAUCCGAUGAGGCCCAAUAAUCAGAAAAUAGAGGAAUGGAUAAAACAAUCUAUUGGCAAUCCUAUACCCCAAUGUAACAGAGUGAAAAAGUUGGCAUCUCUGCCUUCAUAUUGUAUCUGUCUCCUUUGCUGCCUAAAUCUUUUGGUCAAAAAGCUUCUGCUCAGCCCAAAGCCCUGCACAUAUGCUUGCUAAUCAUCAAAAGGAAUUCUGCUCAUGACUUAAGAUCGAUACAACCUUCCCAUUACCUGAAAGUUAACUUCCCUGAGAAGAUAAAGUAUGUACAAAAGUGACAGGCCUUACAGGAACAUCACCGCCAGACCCAUGUCAUCAACAUGACUGGAGUCAGCCAGCCGAGGACAAGGAGUUUCACAGCCCUCCUCAGACCGUUUCUGAUGUCCGAUGUCUGAGAUCUAUCAUCACCUCCUGCUCUCCCCUUCCCUAAUAUAAAAAAAGUUUAAAAUCAACACUAAGUUAAGAUGGUGCUUUAGGACAUUAGUGCACCAUCUUAUUGGUCUGUUGGCUUUCUGAAUAAAGAUGCUUUCCUUGCCCAACAAUUUGUCUCCUGACUAAUUGGCAUGUUGUGUGGUGAAAGGCACCAGCUUGGACUCCGUAACACCAAGAAAAUUUUUGUUAGUGGUUUGGUUAGUUUCCUCACAGACUUUGAAAACAUUAUUGUAAUUAUAAUACAUGUAUAAUCCCAACUCCUGUUUUCCUUUUUCCCCCAUAUAAUCUUUUAUCAUGAGCAUCUCCUUAUGUGGCCCCAUGGUCUUCCUAAAUACUACUUUUAAAUAACUGGAAAUUUCCCAAUAAAAUAACCUACCAAAUCAUUUCUUUUUAUUUUUCAGCUUUAUUGAGAUAUAUUUGAUAUAUAAUACUGUAUGCACCUAACUAUUUCUAUAUGACAUUCUACACUGUUGGCCAUGUAGGUUGGGUAUCAGUUAACUUUUUUACAUUCUGUAAAAUGUUGAUAGCUUCAACUUCAAAUUUUUUUUGUUACUCCAUCAUUAGAAGAUGCUCGGUUGCAAGUAUUAGAAUAAUGAACUGUGGCUUAGAUAGUACAUUUAAUUAUAUCACAUAAUAAAAAUUAAGAGGUGGUGAAUGGAUCAACAAUGUUCUGGCUCCAUGUCUCUGCAGUUUCUUUGGCUUUCCCACUUGUCCUGAGAUAGCUGAUGGAGAUCUCAGAGCAUCACAGUCUGGUAUGACAACACCCAAAGCAUGAAAGGAAGACAGAUGCUUUCUGACUUGUCUCCUUGAUCUAAUGGGUGAGGAACACCUUUCCCAGGAGCACCCAAGAAGACUUCUGAAUAUUUCACUGAGUAAAAUGGAUCACAUGGUACCCAUAGCUGCAAAGGAAGCUGGGAAACCAGGAACCAGAAGAUUCUCUUCCAUUGUCUUAGACCAGACAUCAUGAUUCUUUUCUUGAUUUGGCAUACUUUGCCCAUCCCCAAACAGAGGUUCUUUUAGCAAGGAAGGAGAAAUGGCUAUGGGGCAGAUAGUCAUCCAAGGGAACAGUUAAAGAUUGGAAUUUAUUGUGGAGACGAAACUAUAGAAAUGGUUUCUCAGGUUAAGUUCUCAAAACCUGCUCUAUGUUGCUACAGGGGUGAGAAUCGAGAACCAAGCCCUCAAAAUUCAGCAUUGUGAUUUCACAUUACUUUUUUUGUAAUUACGUUGAAACCACAUCUGCCUUUUAUUAAAAAAUAAAAAAUUCCCAGCAGCAAACCAAAAACUGAAGUGAAACCAAAUACAUUAGAGAAUUACUGAAGAGAAUGAACUGUAUGUUUAUAGCACUUUA